CACUGCUGGCUCAUACAGAACUUUUUGUCCAUCAGGACCCCCCAAGUCCUUCUCUUAGUCCUUCUGCUCUGAAAGAGCUAUUCUCCCAGUCUGUUCACAAAUCUGGUAUUGCCCCAAGCCAAGUACAGCACCUUGCCCUUAGACUUACUGAACUUUGUUGAGUUCACGUGGGCCCACUUCUCAAGUUCGUCCAGGUCCCUCUGGAUGGUAUCCUUUCCUUCCAUUUUAUCAGCUGCACCACCCAAGUUGGUGUAAUCCAAAGACAUGCUAAUCACACUGUAUGUGUCAUUGGCAAUGAUGUUGAAGAGCACUGGUCUUAAGAUGGUCCCCCUGAGGGACACCGCUCGUCACCGGCUCCCACCUGGACAUAACGCUGCCAACCAGCCACUUCCUUACCCACUAAAGAGUCCUCCCUUCAAAUCCAUAUCUUGGGAAAGAUUGGGAAAAUCCUGGGAAGAUUUUGGGCAGUUGGACAAGUGGAUCUGAGAGCAGGAUUGGCAGCUGUCACCAGCUUUGGGCUCUUGUGUGGUGGCAUUAGUGGUGGCACUUUGGCUUCUGUGGCUUAACCCAGUUGUUUACUCCAGGUGCAUGAACCCACAAGAAAGGGGGAAGUCCUCAGGUGGCAGCAUCCUCCCCAGAAGUUCUGUUCUAGGUGUCUGUCUUACCUCCGCUCUGGAGCUGGUGCCUGUGAAGAAUGACCUCACGGGGUGCUGGGACGGCUCUGUCAAGGAAGAACUACCGGCUGAGCACUGGGCCAGACAAGUCCAAGGUUGCAGGGAUUGUGAACAGCAGGCUACUGAAUGACUAUCUGCAUCGGGUCUUCUCCAGUGCUGAUGGGAACCAGCCUGCAGCUGCUUACAGAAAGCACCUGACGUUCCAGAACCUGCAGGAGCACCUCGACCGGUUGCUAGCAGAGGAGAAUGGCUCUGAAGACAGCCAAGGUAGGAGGCACAAGAUGCCUGCAGUCUGUGUUUGUGCUGUCUGACUGGGGGGGACAAGUAAUGUCAUGCAACACAGUUCCCUGAGUAAGCAGUUUUCUGCCAUCUUGUGCUCUAAUUUAUUGCCCCUGUUCAUCCUGCCUGCUAGCAGCCCAUCAGACAGCCCUCAAGCAGGUCUGCUUGUUGAUGGAGGAGGCCAGUUUCCAGGUGGCAAUGCCUGAAAAAGCAGCUUUGGAGCAGUAGUUGGAUAUAUUUCAAUGAUAGCGAUGUGCAGAGCCUUUGCCAUGACCAGCUGU
Lagopus leucura (white-tailed ptarmigan) is the source of this 1234-nucleotide messenger RNA. Its product is annotated as E3 ubiquitin-protein ligase RNF123-like. The record is from RefSeq and is a predicted model, not a curated record. The transcript has 3 exons. Bases 695 to 985 code for a protein of 96 amino acids. NCBI's taxonomy places the organism in Eukaryota, Metazoa, Chordata, Aves, Galliformes, Phasianidae.